ACAACGGUGAGUGGGACAUCAUCCAUCGGCCGGCCAAGAGAAACACCUUCAAGCACAUUCCCAAGGAGAGCAACAAGCACCAGGACAUCACCUUCUACCUGAUCAUCAAACGUAAACCUCUCUUCUACAUCGUCAACAUCAUCAUCCCCUGUGUGCUCAUCUCCUUCCUGGCCUCGCUCGUCUACUACCUGCCCGCUGACAGUGGAGAGAAGAUGACCUUGUCCAUCUCGGUGCUGCUGGCUCAGUCCGUCUUCCUGCUGCUGAUCUCUCAACGGCUGCCAGAGACCUCCCUGUCUGUUCCACUGAUUGUCAA
Molecule: messenger RNA, 313 nt
Organism: Monopterus albus (swamp eel)
Lineage: Eukaryota; Metazoa; Chordata; Actinopteri; Synbranchiformes; Synbranchidae
Product: acetylcholine receptor subunit delta-like
Exons: 2
Biological process (GO): monoatomic ion transmembrane transport
Cellular component (GO): membrane
Molecular function (GO): transmembrane signaling receptor activity; extracellular ligand-gated monoatomic ion channel activity
Source: RefSeq, a predicted model, not a curated record